Galdieria sulphuraria is the source of this 2527-nucleotide messenger RNA. RefSeq names its product PhoH-like ATPase. The record is from RefSeq and is a predicted model, not a curated record. Gene Ontology annotation, cellular component: cytosol. Lineage: Eukaryota; Rhodophyta; Bangiophyceae; Galdieriales; Galdieriaceae. The transcript is spliced from 2 exons. Bases 114 to 2354 code for a protein of 746 amino acids. Gene Ontology annotation, molecular function: ATP binding.
AGAUGCGAUUUGAUGUCAACCAAAAAUUCCAUUUUUGAGUCAUCCUCUUCUUCGCUGGAACAAAUUUCUCAUCUGUUAUGACGGUUUGUAAGCAACACUUUACUUGAAAACUCAUGCAAGCAAAGGAAAGAGCGCUUUCGUUUCUCUCAUUAUCUUUUUGUAGAAGAGUUUAUGGAAGUUGGCAGCACGUACAAACAAAAUAUGGAGUCUCUUGUCCACAGACCUUAUACAGAAUUCCUUGUCUACGCUUCUAUUCCUUGAGGCUUCAAAAGUUAGAACCCAAAAAGAGGCCCAGACUAGUGACUACGCUAUCAAAGUGUUUUACUGGCUACAAGAUUUUACAGCGUGCCUCCUUAACAGGCCACAGCAGCAAGGGAAAGAAUUCACAGAAGAAGCACUCUGACAACUAUUAUGACGAUGACGAACUUUCGUUUGGCGGUGGUAAGAACAUUCGUCCAAGAGACCCAGAGGAGAUUAUUUUCGAUUCCUUGUCUUAUGACUUAGAAAGUUGGAAUUGUCCAAAAAUAGAAAGGAAAAAAUCAUUGUCCAGUUUGCAACUUGAUAGCUCGAAUGCAAGUGAAGAAUCUGAAUCUCAAAGUGGUUCCAGUUCAGUUGGAGGUAAAGAUAUCUGUUCGAACCAUGUUGUUUUGGAAUAUUCUCCAAAUGGAGUACAUACUCCCCAAGCUGAGGUUCCAGUUCAAACCAAGAAGACUUUAUCAAAACUAUAUAUUUUGGAUACUAAUGUUAUUUUGCAUGAUUCUUCUUGCAUUUAUAAGUUUGGAACAGCUGAUAUUUGUAUUCCUAUAAUAGUUCUAGAAGAGUUGGACAAGUUUAAGCGUGGAAAUGAAGAGCUAAACAGACAUGCCAGAGAAUUUUUACGAAUUUUGGAUGAUUUGGCUAGUCAGAACUCGGAAACAAAUUUGGAAGCUCUUGUAUCUUCCAAGUGGACCGACUCUAACAGUUUUCCAAUUCCAAGACCGGAGACUGAAUCUGACAGUAACAUUCAUACUGAAAAUCAGGUAGACCAAAAGCAUCCACGCUCGGAUUGUUUGUCACAAGAGGGAUUUCCAUUAGGUGAAAGUCUUGGAAGGAUUCAUAUAGGAAUUGCGCCAAGAAGUCCAGUUAUUGAGGCGAGAUUUUUCUAUGACUCUCCUGACCACCGAAUUCUUGGUUUAAUGCAUCAGCUUACAAAGGAUAGAGCCACAGCUUCCAUAAAAGCCCACUUUGGUAAUUUCGUGGACUUGAAUGAAGCUUCAAUAUCCCUGAUGGAGCGAGGCAUCAUUCCGAGGCUGACUUCACAAGAUAGACUCAACCAAGAGAUUUGUGAAAUGUUUUUAAUGGCAUGCCAAGAUACCAUUCUAGUCACGAAGGAUACCAAUUUGAGAAUGAAAGCAAGAGCGUUGGGUUUGAAGACGGAAGAUUAUGUAACUGACAGAAUAAUGACCAAUCUGAAGGAUUUGUAUUGUGGGAAACGAGUCGUCGAAAAUAUCCCUUCUGAUAUUAUUUCUUCGUUUUAUGAAAGUCCCUAUUAUGUUGAGAAAGAAGUUUUGGAAAAAUUUGUAAGCAACCCAAUUAUGAACGAAAAUUUUAUUCUAAGGAAUGGGUCCAAAUCGGCGCUUGCCUGCUUUUCCUAUCAUCCAUUGUGUGGGACUUUUGUAUUCCAGCGUGUAGAAAAGAAAUCAGCUUUUCGUAUUCACCCUCGUAAUGCAGAGCAAGCUUUUGCAUUGCAUGCCUUAUUGGACAAGAAGAUUUUAUUGGUUACUAUCAGUGGUAAUCCUGGAACUGGAAAGACUCUUUUGGCAUUAGCUGCCGCCUUAGAACAGCAUCAAGACUAUCGUCAGAUAUACUUGUCUCGUCCCAUUGUACCUUUGAGCAAUCGUGAUAUCGGCUAUCUUCCGGGAACAGUAGAUUCGAAAAUUGAGCCUUACAUGCAACCUUUGUUUGACAAUUUGGGUGUAAUUAAGUCGGUGAACAGUAACAAAGACGACUGUAAAGUAGUUUCUAGUCCAUCUUCUAUGAAGGAACUCCUACAAGUAGUUGAAACAGAAAAAUUGAAAAUUACACCGCUGACGUUUAUUCGAGGGCGGAGUUUUUACAACUCCUUUUUUAUUGUGGAUGAAGCUCAAAAUUUAACUCCCCAUGAAGUGAAGACUAUUAUUACGAGAGCUGGCGAAGGCACAAAGAUUGUGUUUACAGGUGAUGUGCAUCAAAUUGACAAUCCUUAUGUUGAUGUGCGCAGCAAUGGUCUUAGUUAUCUUAUUGAGAGGAUGAAAGGACAGCCAUUAUUUGCGCACAUUUCUUUGGAAAAGGGAGAAAGAAGUGAGCUUUCCAAAAUUGCCAGUGAUUUAUUGUAAAUAGAAGCUAGAGAAUUGUUUGGUUGUGGUCUCUUUGGAUGUCCAAAAAGAGGUAUUUUUCAUUUGUCUAUUUGUAAGCUGGAUAAGAUACAAUGAUGUCGACGAACACUCUGUAUGUUCAACAUAAUAGUUUUAUAUUUUUUUGUGUGGCAUAUAAAAAUUUGAAAUUUUGC